AUGAAGUCAUUAAGUUGCGCUCUCAUCUCAGGCUUCGCGCUGUCUGCUGUCGCAAGCCCAGUCAUCGACCCGCGUGUCUACAGCAUCAACGAACGUGGUAUGAUUCAAAAAAGCCCGAGACAUGAAACAGGGCGCGAGAUUAACGUCGAAUCAGAUACCGUGACAGCAGCCGAAGUUACGUCCCUUCAGUUCUAUGCCGAAUAUGCUGCGGCCUCCUACUGCAACAGCAAUGUGUCAGUUGGCACAGCUAUAAGUUGCGAUGGUGACGCCUGCGCGGAGGUCGCAUCGGCCGGCGCAACUGUUGCCGCUACAUUCUCGGGUGUGAUUACCGACGUCGAGGGCUUCCUCUCGACAGACGACACAAAUGAGCUGAUUGUCGUAUCAAUUCGGGGCUCCUCGUCCGUUCGCAACUGGAUUACUGAUUUCGUAUUUCUCCAAGUGGGCUGCGACCUCGUAUUUGGCUGUCUGAUUCACGCUGGUUUCAUGACGGCCUGGCUGGAAAUCGAAGAGAAGCUCCUGGCUACCCUCGCAACUGAGACUGCCGCACACCCGUCAUACCAGAUCGUAUUCACCGGGCACUCGCUCGGCGCCGCUGUGGCCACUGUCGCGGCCGCGUUUGCGCGGAACGAGGGCUACGCCAUCGACCUCUACACCUACGGCAGCCCGCGUGUGGGCAACGAUGUUUUUGUGAAGUCCGUGACGGACCAGGCCGGCAGCGAGAACCGUGUGACGCACCUUGACGACCCGGUGCCGCGACUGCCGCCCAUCCUGCUCAACUACCGCCACACGAGCCCAGAGUACUGGCUGUCGGACGGCACGUCAAACACGACCGACUACACGGCGGCCGACAUCAAGGUGUGCGACGGCUUCGCCAACAUCAACUGCAACGCCGGUACGACGGGCCUCGACACCGACGCCCACGGCUACUACUUCCAGGUCAUCGAUGGGUGCGGCCCCGGGGGCUUCGAGUUCAGGCGGCGGAUGAUGGCGCGUGACGUUGAUUCCAACGUCACGCGCGAUAUGGCCACCUCGCCGCCCCAGGACGUCACCGACGCGGUGCUCCUCGCCAAGCUCGACGACUGGGUCGCGCAGGAUAUCGAGUUCGUGGCAAACUUGUCAUAG
This is a messenger RNA of Anthostomella pinea, 1122 nucleotides long. NCBI's taxonomy places the organism in Eukaryota, Fungi, Ascomycota, Sordariomycetes, Xylariales, Xylariaceae. The record is from the annotation of a GenBank genome assembly.